Messenger RNA from Tribolium madens (black flour beetle), 623 nucleotides. RefSeq lists its product as uncharacterized. The transcript has 2 exons. The record is from RefSeq and is a predicted model, not a curated record. The coding region runs from base 128 to 547 and encodes 139 amino acids. Lineage: Eukaryota; Metazoa; Arthropoda; Insecta; Coleoptera; Tenebrionidae.
CUAUUUAGUUAACUUGUCGUAUAGUUACCCCCACCCCACAAAUCAGAGUUUCAACCCCCAAUCCCACUUUCACUAGUUUCACUACUCAGCCUGUUUUUGAGAAACCCACAGGACCAAUACAAACAAAAUGUCUAGUCAAGAACGAACCCCACUUGAGACUCCCCGAAAAUCGAAGCAAACCACCCGAAAAAGUCCAACUUUAGUGGCGAAAAAUCUAGCACCGGUAUUUGAAACCAUUUUUGAAAAAUCUUCUCCAGAGGUAACAUUUUUCGUAAUUUUUUUACAUGAUUUAAUUUUUCGUUUCCAGGCCUGUAUUGGGGAAAAUUUGCCCGAAAUUGGGACCCUCAGUAUUGGGUAUCACGGUCGCGAUGUCCUGGAUUUGGGAACUAAUGUUGAAUGGAAUUGGGAUUAUCGCCCUUCCAGGAAUGUUUACGUCGAUAGGGAUUUUUUCAAGUUUAGUGAAACAAGUGGUCGGUACACUGUUGUGCGGAAAAUACGCGACAAAAAUGGCCGCUAUUACUUUUUCUACCCUGAUGAAAAUUUCUAACCAAUUUUAACCGAUAUUUGAGUUUUUAUAAUUACUUGUAAUUUUUUUAAUAUAAAUAUAUUUUCUUUAAAUGUUA